Molecule: messenger RNA, 2239 nt
Organism: Helianthus annuus (common sunflower)
Lineage: Eukaryota; Viridiplantae; Streptophyta; Magnoliopsida; Asterales; Asteraceae
Product: MLO-like protein 10
Exons: 15
Coding region: 418-2112 (564 amino acids)
Biological process (GO): defense response
Cellular component (GO): membrane
Source: RefSeq, a predicted model, not a curated record
UGCUCUAAAUAGUUGUGUUUGAGCUCACGCAGGAAAAAAAAAAAGAAAAAAAAAGAAAAAAGAAAGACAGAUUUUUUUUUUUUUUACAGAAUAUAUUUUUUUCCGGUUCCGUGUAAUUACGCGUUUGCACGCCACCACGGCCGUUUUGAUAAAGUAAUCAUUCUUAUAUUCAUAUGGUCCAAAAUCUGAAUAGUCUACUCUUCUGAAUAUCAAAUUAACAAUUUGCAGAUAACAUUAACAUUGACCCACUCACCAAACAGGUCACCUUCCCCUACUCUUCUUCUUCUUUUUACUCUGUCUAACCAGACCAAAUCAGUCAAUGAAAACACCCCGCUAUCCAAACACCAAGAUUCAUAUAUAACCAUCAUCUUCUUCUUCAAACCACACAUGUUUUGAAAUCUUUUUUUAAAAAAUAAUAUGGCUGGAGAUACAAGUGAAGCUACAAGACAACUGGAUCAAACACCCACAUGGGCAGUUGCAGGUGUUUGUGCAGUCAUCAUCAUUGUUUCCAUAGCUUUGGAGAAGAUUCUGCACAGAGUUGGAAAGUUCUUCACAGAUAAGCACAAGAAAGCUUUGUAUGAGGCUCUGGAGAAGGUCAAAGCUGAGUUGAUGAUUCUAGGGUUUAUCUCACUGAUAUUGACUUUUAGUCAGUACUACAUCGCAAAAAUAUGCAUCCCGGUUGAUGUUGCCGAUACAAUGUUGCCAUGUGCUAAGAGGGAUACAGACGAGAAAAAAGAAGAAGGGACCCACCGGUUGCUUCUAUGGUAUGCGGAAAACCGUAGGUCUUUGGCCGGUGCCUAUGCGUCAACCUGCAAGAAGGGGAAGGUACCGAUUAUAACUGUGGAUGGGCUGCACCAGUUGCACAUACUCAUAUUCUUUUUAGCGGUUAUACACGUUGCAUACACUGCUAUUACAAUGGCUCUCGGGAGAUUAAGGACCGCGCGUGGCUGGAAGCAGUGGGAGGAGGAGACAUCAUCCCAUGACUACGAGUUUACCAAUGAUCCUUCACGAUUCAGGCUUACCCACGAGACGUCUUUUGUGAGAGCACAUACCAGUUUUUGGACUCGAAUCCCGUUCUUCUUUUACAUUGGAUGCUUCUUCCGUCAAUUCUUUAGGUCCGUUAGUAAGGCCGAUUAUAUGACCUUGCGAAACGGAUUCAUAAGUCUUCAUUUAGCUCCAGGAACUAAAUUCAACUUCCGAAAGUAUAUCAAACGGUCAUUAGAGGAUGAUUUCCAAGUUGUCGUGGGAGUCAGUCCUGUGCUCUGGGCAUCGUUUGUCGUCUUCUUGCUUCUAAACGUUAACGGUUGGCAGACGUUAUUUUGGGCAUCGCUAGCUCCGUUAGUCAUUAUCUUAGCUGUUGGAACGAAGCUUCAAGCCAUCUUGACAAGAAUGGCUCUUGAAAUCACGGAAAGACACGCAGUCGUUCAAGGGAUUCCUCUCGUACAAGCCUCCGAUAAACACUUUUGGUUCUCGAGACCCCGCCUGAUGCUCCAUCUCAUACACUUCGCUUUGUUUCAGAAUGCAUUCCAGUUAACUUACUUCUUUUGGAUUUGGUAUGAGUAUAGCAUCAAUUCUUGCUUCCAUGAUAAUAUGAGACUUGUGAUAGUCAAACUUGUUCUAGGGGUUUUUGUUUUAAUCAUGUGUGCCUACAUAACUCUUCCUCUAUAUGCGCUUCUAUCACAGAUGGGGUCGACCAUGAAGAAAUCCAUAUUUGACGAACAGACCGCAAAGGCGCUGAAGAAAUGGCGAAUGGCGGUGAAGAAGAAGCACCGUGGCAAAGGUGGAAGGUCCCCAGGCCCAUCGACAGGGACCAGUCUUACCGCCAGCCCGGUUCACUCUAUGGCAUCGACCAUCUACCCGACAGGUGGAGCUAUGCUCCACCGUUUCAAGACGACCGGUCACUCCACACGCUCUUUCACAUACGACGACACGGAUGCAUCAGAUCUUGAAGCGGAACCACUCACUCCCAAAGAUUCUUCUGCUCACUUGCUUGACGUGCGGGUUGAUUAUCAAAGUGAUAACGAGAUUGAGUUGGUCGAGUCGGCUCAACAAGAUGAAACAAGAAAUGAGGAUGACUUUUCAUUCGUUAAGCCCGCGAAGCCAUUGGAAUAGUUGAAAAAUUGUCGUGGUGCGGAUUUAUUCUUUUAAUUUUUAGUGUGCUUUUAUGCCUUAAUACCAUUUUUAUGUAAUCUAAUACAAUGUUUUGAAGGAGUAAAUAGGGAAGAGUAUUUGGGAUGAA